Molecule: messenger RNA, 360 nt
Organism: Paramecium sonneborni
Lineage: Eukaryota; Ciliophora; Oligohymenophorea; Peniculida; Parameciidae
Source: the annotation of a GenBank genome assembly
AUGACAUUCUGCAUUUUUACAAGUUUUAUUUUAUCUUAAUUUCUUAGCCAGUCAUUACAGUUUUGACAAAACUUGCGAAUCAUGAAGUUAACUAUAAGGCUUUAACUAAAAUUGUCAAACUUUUAAGCAAAUUUAGAUAAUAAUUAGUCCAAAAUAAUGCUGUUAAGACUGUAUUAUUAAUUAUCAAUAAUUUAGGAUUUGAAGAAAGAUAAGCUGCUCGUUGGACUGAAUUCUCAGUUCAUUUAUCUAAUAAACAUACUUGAUUGGUUGAAUGAAAGGCAUAAUUAUGAGUCUAAAUUCACGAAUAAAAAGAUACUAUUUCAUGGAUAGAAUUAUUGCUAUAUAAUCCCAGAUAUCUGA